AUGAAGUUCGUCUCCUCCAUAGCCGCCCUGGCCGUCCUGGCUGCAGCGGCGCCCCAUGACAAGAACAAGGCGCCGCAGCAGUCGCUCGAUGUCAAGCUCAGCAUGGUCGGCAACACAAAGGUCGAGGCCAUCCUCACAAACACGGGUCCCAAGGCAGUGAGGCUGCUAAAAUCCGGCACCAUCCUUGGCAACAGCCCAACGAAAAAGGCGACGGUAUCUUCAGGAGGUCCGUUUGUUCCGCAGCCCACGCCCUGCCCGGCUUUGAUUUAUUCCCAUUCGUUUCUGCUCUUGCUUGGGAUCGCAUAG
Messenger RNA from Drechmeria coniospora, 306 nucleotides. RefSeq lists its product as uncharacterized. Gene Ontology annotation, molecular function: metalloendopeptidase activity. The record is from RefSeq and is a predicted model, not a curated record. NCBI's taxonomy places the organism in Eukaryota, Fungi, Ascomycota, Sordariomycetes, Hypocreales, Ophiocordycipitaceae. Gene Ontology annotation, biological process: proteolysis. Bases 1 to 306 code for a protein of 101 amino acids. The transcript has a single exon.